Molecule: messenger RNA, 1299 nt
Organism: Penicillium digitatum Pd1
Lineage: Eukaryota; Fungi; Ascomycota; Eurotiomycetes; Eurotiales; Aspergillaceae
Product: Zn(II)2Cys6 transcription factor
Biological process (GO): DNA-templated transcription; regulation of DNA-templated transcription
Molecular function (GO): DNA binding; zinc ion binding; DNA-binding transcription factor activity, RNA polymerase II-specific
Source: RefSeq, a predicted model, not a curated record
AUGCUCGCCGACGUAGAUCGUUUUGAAUCUGACUUGUGCACAUAUCUCAAUGCCCACGCAUCUGGCGAAUUACGCGAUCCGGAGAAAAUCACUGCUCGAUGGGCAACCGACAAGUCUAUUGGCCAUAUCAGCCUUUUACUGGCAACAUUGGCAUCAGGGGCCCAUUACUCGGAUAUUGAAUACCCCGAACGGCUUGAGCUGUCAACUGACUUUGCCCGUCGAUCAUUUCAUGCUCUCCGCUUGGCCAAUUUCUUGUUUCAGCCAUCGCUAGAUAUCAUACAAGCGCUGCUUAUCUUGGGGAAUACUUUGCAGAAUGUGGGGCAGUCCGAUGCCGCCUGGGCGUUGCUGGGCACGACAAUCCGACUAGCUCAGACCAUGGGCCUGCAUACUGAAAGAAGCACCGUUCACUGGCCCGAGCAGGUGAGAGUGAAGGCUAGGACUCUUUGGUCAACAGUUGUCUGGCAGGAUAGUUUACUGUGCCUUUGCUAUGACCGACCGCCCAUUGUCUCCGUGACCGGAUGGUCUCUCGCAAACUCUUUCUUCGAGAGACAAGACUUAUCCUUCUCAGAAGUGAUGCACUUGCUCUGCCGCAUCAGUCUGGAUAUUAUGCGACCGGAAACCCUCAACGUCGCUGAAUUUGAUCGAGCACUCGAAGCGUUGCAGCGGCUGGAUGAUGUUUACCAACGCGGUCUGCUGUACCUUCGAUCACGAGAAAAAUGCACUUCACUACAACAACAUCUCGAGCAUUUAGCCCUCAGAAUGCACACCUCCUUCUGUGUAUCAGUCUUCUGCCGACCGGCAAUGAAGCAGUCUGCCCCACAGCCUUUUCUCCCUCACGGUGGGAUUCUUCGGGCUCGUGCAAAAGGGAGUUUGAUCGAUGCUUCCAGGGCGUUUCUUGAUUUCCAGGCCCUGAGCACUGUUCCAUUGCGGAGCUGGUCAAUGGUGCAUACAGUCUUGAGUUCAACGCUGCUUCUUUGUAUCUGGGAAGAGACGCGCAAUGACUCUGAAUGUCGCAACCUUCAACAAAAUGUCAUCGACGUCUUCUCGUCGUCCAAUUUAAGGACUAACGAUGAUGGUGCUCUCUACUCGGCAAGUGACAGUCAGUGGUUGUCAGACCGUCAUAUCCGAGCCUUGGUGACCUUGCGAAGCGCCUUGGAACGAGAGCAGGAGACGGGCACUACGGGAACGGAUACUUGGGCGGCAAUGGCCUCGAAUAUGAUACCGCAAUUUGGCCCUGGGCCCAUUCGACGUAUCACCGGUCACUUAUCUGGACUCGAUCAUGAACCUUCCGAUGUUUGA